AUGGCCGCUGUCACUGAGAGCGCGCCGAGGAACCAAAAGGGCGAGGUGUCGGAUUCUUCAAUGGGUGUGAGAACGAUCCCCAUCAUUGCGCCCACAAUCCAAAUGUCGACGCCGUCUCCGGGUGAGCCAAUGGACAUGACCACACCGACGGGCUCGUCUGCCCCGGCCUCAGCCACCAAGAGCCCGGAGCGCGGGGCCAGGGCCAACGGAGGGCCAAACGACCGCCUGCAGCCACCGGCUCCGCAACACGAACAAACACCUCACGAAAACACCAUGCCGGCGCCGGCAACAACUGCACAGCCCGUUCAUCAGCCCAAGGUCCAGACGGCAUUCAUCCACAAGCUAUGGAGCAUGCUGGAAGAUCCCAAAAUACAGCAUCUUAUCUCUUGGACGGCGAAUGCGGAUAGCUUCGUCAUUCAGCCCUCGCACGAAUUCUCCAAGGUGCUAGCGCAAUACUUCAAACACACCAACAUCUCCUCUUUCGUGCGGCAACUGAAUAUGUAUGGGUUUCACAAAGUGAGCGAUGUCUUCGCGCAUGGGACGCCUGACUCGACCAUGUGGGAAUUCAAACAUGGCAAUGGAAACUUCAAGCGCGGAGACAUGAUUGGGCUGCGCGAGAUUCGGCGCCGCGCGUCUCGCCAUGCGCUCGUUCACCGAGAGUACAACAACCAGAAGGGACCGCCGUCGCAACCUGGCACGCCCGCCGAGCCCAUGGCGCCCAUGCCGGACGCGGCCAAUCCGAGACUGAGCAACAUCGAGCACACACUCUACGAUCUGAGCGCCCGGUUGCAGCGCCAUGAGGAGAAUGCCCAAUUCAUGCAGGUCAAGCACCAGGCCAUUUUGGACACGGUGACCCGUUUGCUGCAGUUCAAUCAGGAACUGUCCCGCGCCGUCCUGGCCCUUGCUCCAAGCCCCGACAACCCGAUACAUCGGGACGUCUCGAUCCUGCAGUCUGAGGUACAACGGCAGAUGGACAUGUUCCGCACCCUGGAGGAGCCCCAUGAAGCUGUGUUUGCCAACACCCGGUCGUACUUCUCUAACGUGGAGAACGCUCCCGUAUCGCCGCGGCAAUUGCCCCAAGACGACCCCCGCAGAACUAAUCUCGCAGUUCCCCAACCUCGGCAGCCAAAUUACUACCGGCCCUCGGUACCCUCGAGCCUCUCCAUCAGCACCCGACGCCCAUAUGGAUCAAUAGGCGGCAAUAGCACGCAGUCCUCGCCAUCUUCCGUCCGCGUCCAGGCGCCCCCACCGCCACCGCCUGGGCCACAUCCUCUGGCCAACGUGGAACUGCCCCCUGGCAGCCUCGCUCGGCGGCAUACCUCAGCCGACAUCCGCGCGCACGGCUGGCAGCCGAAUCCGCCACCCUUCGCAUCCGGUCCUUCGUCUUCGCAGUGGCCGUCGUCGCCGAACCGCCUCGCGCCCGGCGACGACCAGCGGAUCCGGGACUCCUUCUCGCACUACUCGCUCCAGAGCGGGUCGCAGCCCCACUCGCGGCCCGCGACGCCUCCGCUGCCGCACCUUUCCAACGGCGGACCGCCGCCGGCCGUGGAUGCCUUUGGCAGCUGGUCGUGGAACUCAGCAAACCGCGGCGGCGACAACAGGAAUCUGAUGGUCAAAGACCAUUCGGCGCCGCCAACGCGGAGGGGCAGCAUGGCGCAUAUCCUGAAUCCGACCGACACGGCCGAGAGGCCGGACGAGGACGCGCUGGACCCGAGGGGAGACGAUGAUCGGAAGCGCAAGAGGUUGCAAUGA
Messenger RNA from Parathielavia appendiculata, 1752 nucleotides. RefSeq lists its product as uncharacterized. Gene Ontology annotation, biological process: regulation of DNA-templated transcription. Gene Ontology annotation, molecular function: sequence-specific DNA binding; DNA-binding transcription factor activity. NCBI's taxonomy places the organism in Eukaryota, Fungi, Ascomycota, Sordariomycetes, Sordariales, Chaetomiaceae. The transcript has 5 exons. The coding region runs from base 1 to 1752 and encodes 583 amino acids. The record is from RefSeq and is a predicted model, not a curated record.